AUGCCCAGUAUCCGCACUCGCGCUCGUACCAGCUUCUGCAUUUUACUCACCCCCAUCAAGGUAAAAUGUCUUGCUCGUAUCCUUGCAAAGGGCCGUUCCUGCUCUUCGGUGCGACGUCAUAACGUUGCCGUCGCCACCGGAAUACAAUCCUAUCCUCUGCUACACCUCCUAUCCUUUAUAUAUAGAGUUGUAUCGAGCCGCUCUCUCACACGAAUUCUACACUUCACACAUCCGUCAAAGUACUCUUUUCAACAGAACACGCAGACACACUUUCGCUUCCACAAGAUUGCCACAAUGUGCGACUUUACCAAAAAUUACUACAUCUACAUGUCUUGCGUCGACCCAGGUCUGCACUUCUGCAGCACUUCAACCGAUGGCAGUCGUCAGCAUUCUUGCCCCGCGGGUCCUCAUGAACGAUACAUUGUUAUCCAGGAAAGCUGCCCGCUGUGCUCAGGCUGA
This is a messenger RNA of Akanthomyces muscarius, 459 nucleotides long. RefSeq lists its product as uncharacterized. The record is from RefSeq and is a predicted model, not a curated record. Bases 1 to 459 code for a protein of 152 amino acids. The transcript is spliced from 3 exons. Lineage: Eukaryota; Fungi; Ascomycota; Sordariomycetes; Hypocreales; Cordycipitaceae.